CGAGAGGCAAAUGUGAUUCUUCUUCUUCAACGCUAUGAAUGGGUUCUUUUAAGUAGAGAACAAACUCUUUUGAGUCUUCCAUACGCUGGAAAGAGAUUGGAUUUUGCGAUUCCCUUCCAAGAGAGUUUACACUACUUGAGCCACGAAAAUGAGGCUGUUGAAAGUAGCCACGUGUAACUUGAACCAAUGGGCUAUGGACUUCGAAUGCAACAUGAAGAACAUCAAGGCUUCCAUUGUUCAUGCAAAGGCUGCUGGUGCUGUCAUCAGGCUUGGUCCGGAGCUCGAGGUCACUGGUUAUGGCUGCGAGGAUCACUUCUUGGAGCUAGACACCGUCACUCAUGCGUGGGAGUGUUUGAAGGAAUUGCUGCUUGGUGACUGGACGAAAGAUAUACUGUGUAGCAUAGGAAUGCCAGUGAUUAAAGGAGCAGAACGGUAUAACUGUCAGGUUCUCUGUAUGAACAAAAGAAUCAUCAUGAUUCGACCAAAGAUGUGCCUUGCAAACGAUGGAAACUACAGGGAGCUGAGGUGGUUCACUGCUUGGAAGCAUAGAGGAGAGCUCGAGGAGUUUCACCUCCCUAUUGAAAUCUCAGAGGCUUUGUCACAGGAAUCAGUCCCUUUUGGUUAUGGUUACAUCCAGUUCAUCGACACAGCUGUUGCAGCUGAAGUUUGUGAGGAGCUGUUUAGUCCAAUCCCUCCUCAUGCUGAGCUUGCAUUGAAUGGCGUGGAGGUGUUUAUGAAUGCAAGUGGGAGUCAUCACCAGCUAAGAAAGCUAGAUAUUCGUUUGAAUGCUUUCAUGGGUGCUACUCACGCUCGUGGUGGGGUUUAUAUGUACAGUAAUCAACAGGGAUGCGAUGGUGGCCGCUUAUACUACGAUGGAUGUGCAUGCAUUGUGGUAAAUGGGAAUGUUGUAGCUCAAGGGUCACAGUUCUCGUUGAAGGACGUUGAGGUCAUCACUUCCCAAGUGGAUCUAGAUGCGGUUGCUAGUCUUCGCGGAUCUAUAAGUAGUUUUCAGGAACAAGCAAGUUGUAAGGUGAAAGUAUCUUCAGUAUACGUGCCCUGUAAGCUGACACAGUCCUUCAACCUAAAAAUGACACUAAGCAGUCCGAAGAAGAUUAUGUACCAUUCUCCACAAGAAGAAAUAGCCUUUGGUCCUGCUUGCUGGCUAUGGGACUAUUUGAGAAGAAGCGGCGCUUCAGGGUUCUUGCUUCCUCUUUCUGGUGGAGCAGACAGCUCGUCGGUGGCAGCUAUUGUUGGCUGCAUGUGCCAACUUGUUGUUAAAGAGAUUGCAAAUGGAGAUGAGCAAGUGAAAACUGAUGCGAAACGGAUUGGGAAUUAUGAUAAUGGAGAGUUUCCUACUGAUAGCAAAGAGUUUGCCAAACGAAUAUUUUACACUGUCUUUAUGGGGUCUGAAAACAGUUCUGAGGCGACAAAAAUGCGUGCAAAGCAGCUGGCAGACGAGAUCGGUGCAUGGCAUCUAGAUGUUUGCAUAGAUGGUGUUGUCUCUGCGGUUCUAACUUUAUUUCAAACGGUUACUGGCAAGCGUCCACGUUAUAAGGUUGAUGGAGGAUCAAACGUUGAGAAUCUUGGGUUGCAGAACAUACAAGCACGGAUGAGAAUGGUGCUAGCGUUUAUGUUAGCGUCUCUCUUGCCUUGGGUUCAUAGCAAACCAGGUUUUUACCUUGUUCUAGGCAGCUCCAACGUUGAUGAAGGACUUCGUGGUUACCUAACAAAGUAUGAUUGCAGCUCAGCAGACAUAAACCCCAUAGGAAGUAUCAGUAAACAAGAUCUGAGGUUGUUCCUAAGAUGGGCUGCAACGAAUCUUGGUUAUCAAUCCUUGGCAGACAUAGAAGCUGCUCCACCAACAGCUGAGCUUGAACCCAUUCGUUCUGACUAUUCUCAGCUUGAUGAAGUGGACAUGGGAAUGACAUAUGAAGAGCUUUCAGUCUAUGGAAGAAUGAGGAAGAUUUUCCGGUGUGGCCCAGUUUCCAUGUUCAAGGUUUGAGUUAUGAUCUUUAGACAAAUAUACUAAACCAUGAUACAGUGAGACUCGAAUUGUUUUGUAAUGAUUCUGCAGAAUCUAUGUUACAAGUGGGGAACAAAGCUAACCCCAGCGGAAGUAGCUGAGAAAGUGAAGUACUUCUUCAAGUAUUAUUCAAUCAAUCGACACAAAAUGACUGUCCUCACACCGUCCUACCACGCUGAGAGUUACUCUCCAGAGGACAACAGGUUCGAUCUGAGGCAGUUUCUGUAUAACAGCAAGUGGCCAUACCAGUUUAAGAAGAUUGAUGAGAUUGUUGACGGCUUAAAUGGCGACUCAGUUACUUUUCCAGGAGAAGAAGGAAGAUCCGCCAAAGAAGUUGGAGUCGUGGCAGCAAACUCCGGUGACCCAAGCGCGGGUCUCUGAUGAAACUACUUUACCUCUCUGUUUCAACUUAAAAGUGGAUGUUUGGAACAGUGUGGAAACAAAUAACAUGUUUGUGUUGAAGAGAACAACAAAACAACAGUAACCACUUCCAAUAAGUUUUCUUUUUGAGUAAGUCGAUGAUCAUAUGAUCUUGUUAAAAGUUCAUUAUUAUGCAACAAACUUAUGUUUAUACAUGUUUAAAGUUUAGUUUGUGAGCAUGAUUUGUCAGUUAUAAUCCCCUUCUUAUUAUUUGAGGAGAACUUUUGCAAAUAAACC
This is a messenger RNA of Eruca vesicaria subsp. sativa (arugula), 2680 nucleotides long. The record is from the annotation of a GenBank genome assembly. Lineage: Eukaryota; Viridiplantae; Streptophyta; Magnoliopsida; Brassicales; Brassicaceae.